AUGAAGAUCUCCAUCUUGCUCAAAUUAGUGACUGUUGGAAUCGCUGCAUCUGUGUCGGCGGCCCAGACGCUUCAGCUAAGUCGACUCUGCUUCGAAAUCGGGCAGGAGAUUGCCAUCAUAUUCCAAAAUGGGAGGAACCCAAGCAGCACAGACUGGAUUGGCUUGUACCCUCACGACGAUAUCAAUCCCACCGAAGAACCUCUCAUCUGGUACUGGACUUGUGGUAACCAGGACUGUGAUGUUGCCAUGGCUCGAGGAACGGUAAUGUUUUCGCAGAACGACCCCAUUGAAGGAUGGCCGCUAUCACCUGGAAGCUACCGGGCAGUUUUGGCCAAGGACGAUCCAAUGUUUUACAGAUUCAUUGACAUUAGCGUUGCUUUCCGAGUGGUGAACAGUUUGCAAGAAUGUCCCAACAAUGGUUUACUACCGGAGCCAACAAGAGCGCCCGUUUCAAUCUCACGCCAAACCGCGGUUCCUGUUUCUACAACAACCGUACCGGUACCUCCACUUGCUCCACAGCCGGCCAGCACUCUGCCUCCGAGCACAGCACCGACAACGAGAACAAGAAUGAGCGAAAUUAUUGCAUCGGCCAAAGCAGACAUUAUUGAAUUGAUCAAUGAAAAACCCGUCCUUCGAGCAUUGUAUCUCCGAAUGAUUUUUCAUGACUGCGUUGGGGGGACGGGAUGCGACGGCUGUAUCAAUACUGAAAAUCCCGAUAACGGUGGGUUGGGGUCUAGCAUGGGCAGCCUCCGAGAGAUUGAGCGCCGAUAUGGACCUGACUUGUCCAGGGCGGACAUCUGGGUGCUGGCUUCGUUUGUAGGGGUGGAACAAGCAAUGCCCGCUGAAGGGGAUGGAGAACGCAUUGACUUGCCCUUUCAUUUCUAUGGACGGGAAGACUGCGAUGAUAGAUUGGAUCGGGGUCCAGAUCCUCCCUUGUGCAGUCCCAACCUGGGCACCGAUGAAGUAUUGGAAUACUUUGCUCGGCACUUCGAUUUCGACGCUCGCGAAACUGGGGCAAUAAUGGGAGGUCAUACUAUAGGGGUUGCUCGAAGGAACAUUCUCGGUUUCGAUGGUCCCUUUGGAUGGGUACCGAACAAUACUAGGUUCGACAAUGAAUAUUAUCGAGAGCUGGUGGGAGAGGGACCCACUGAUCGUUUUCAAGUUGAAUGGGCUCCACAGUGGCGUCAGAUUGAAAUCAACAACACUGAACUCAACGGAACAGACGUGCCUAAUCGAUGGCAAUGGGAAGGUUUCCCGAAUGGUCGGAGAGUCGUCAUGCUCAACUCAGACGUUGCUCUAGUCAGGCAGCUAGACAGUGCCAACAUGGAGGAGUCCGGCUUUGUUUCUUGCAAAUUUGUCUCCAGAGCGCCCGGGGAAUCAGUCUGCCCGGCCUCCAGGAAUAUCAUAUUCAGCGAGAUGGUGCGAUAUCGAAACAACAAUACUGUGUUUCUCGAAGACUUCCGAGAUGCCAUGGUGAAAAUGACGAACGUGGGCUAUACUGUCGACGGGGGCAGCUGUGACGAGGAUGGGAUUUGUAGAUUGGUGAGACGAGCGCAAGCAAACUCGACUGGGAGUGCUUGA
Molecule: messenger RNA, 1581 nt
Organism: Seminavis robusta
Lineage: Eukaryota; Bacillariophyta; Bacillariophyceae; Naviculales; Naviculaceae
Source: the annotation of a GenBank genome assembly